This is a messenger RNA of Pecten maximus, 2369 nucleotides long. Its product is annotated as corepressor interacting with RBPJ 1-like. The record is from RefSeq and is a predicted model, not a curated record. NCBI's taxonomy places the organism in Eukaryota, Metazoa, Mollusca, Bivalvia, Pectinida, Pectinidae. Bases 92 to 1708 code for a protein of 538 amino acids. The transcript has 10 exons. Gene Ontology annotation, cellular component: nucleus. Gene Ontology annotation, biological process: negative regulation of DNA-templated transcription. Gene Ontology annotation, molecular function: transcription corepressor activity.
GUACAUAUCUGGCAGCUUCCUGUUUACCAACGACUGAAAAACGACAAGAGGAGUAAAGAAGUAGUCAUCACUGUUCCACUAAAGCAUCAAGAUGGGGAAGGGAUUCAAUAAUUAUAUGACCAAGAAGUUUUUCCAUCCUGCCAGCAAGGAAAAUAUAAAGCGGGUAUGGAUGGCUGAACAAAAAACCCAGUUUGAUAAGAAAAAACAAGAAGACUUGUUAGCACAAUAUCAGAAGGAACAAGACAUGUAUAGAAACAGAGCUCUGCUUGGAGAUGAAAAGGCAAAACUAGGGUUGAGUUUCAUGUAUGAUGCUCCACCAGGAAUGAAGAAGAAAGAGCAGGAAGAAGGAGAGGCAGAGGUGAAGUUUGACUGGCAGAGAAAAUACAAUGCACCUAGAGAACAGUAUGCUAAGGAUGAUGAAAUGAUCCGGGAUCAGCCGUUUGGUGUGGAGGUGAGAAAUGUGCGCUGUAUAAAAUGUCGUAAGUGGGGACACGUUAACACUGACAAGAUAUGUCCACUGUUUGGGAAAGAUCUCACGGCUGAACCUGAACAACCUGAAAACAGUGCCUCGUCUCUGCUGGAGAGUAUGCAGGAGGAUGGAUUUGCCUUGAAACAGAGCAUCAUGGGAAGAAUGUCAGAUCCUCGAGCAACCAAUGAGCAAAUCAUUGACAGUGAGGAUGAAGAUGACCCUGAAGUCCAGUUUCUAAAGUCACUGACACCUAAACAGAAGAAAAAGCUGUUGAAGAGAUUGAACAAACUUCAAAAUAAAGGAAAACACAAAUCCAGUAAAAAAUCUAAAAAGAAAAAGAAAAACAGAAGGAAGUCAGCUUCAUCAGAUUCAGAUGAAAGUCCAAAAAAACGAAAACAUAAGAAAAUGGUCCAGUCAGACAGCUCUAGUAGUGACAGUGAAAGCUCAGAUGAUGAACCAGUGAGAAAGAGGCCAAGAGAGAGACACCAACAGAGAAUGGACUGUGAUGACAGUCCACACAGAAACAGAGAAAAGAACCGUCUUGGUAUGCCCCGGCACCGUAACAGCUCAGAAGAUAAAUGGAAGGCAUCACAUCGCAGAUCUCGCAGUAGCUCCUCAGAGGAAGUACAAAGAGGAAGGAAAGGACGUCCAGGACAGAGUAAAAAUCACCGAAAACCCAGGGACAGUAGUUCUAGUGAGGAUGAUAGACCUCGUAUAAAGAGGGAACCACCAAGUCGACGGGGUCGACACGAUUCUAGUGAUGAUGAAGGGGCGAAAUCUGUUAGAAAACCAAAUCAGGACAAAAAACAUUCGCACGAGAUGGAAAGGGAGAGAGACUCCAGGCAAAAUGGGCAUCAAAGUCAAGAUAAAAAGGACUCUCGUUACAGUCAGGAUAAUCGUGAACAUCAUCAAUUUUUCAGGAGAGAUAACCGAGGGAGAAGAGCAAGUCCUUCUCCACGUAAACAUAGAUCAAGGUCAAAUGACAUGCGACGCAGGUCAAGGUCAAAUGACAGACGACACAGGUCAAGGUCAAAUGACAGACGACACAGGUCAAGGUCAAAUGACAGACGGCAGAGGUCAAGGUCAAAUGACAGACGGCAGAGGUCAAGGUCAAAUGAAAGACAACAUAGGUCAAGGUCAGGAGAUAAAGGUCAGAGGUCAAGAGAAGGAAGGAAAGGUGAAGAUAACAGAUACAGAAAUCACCACAGCAGACAGAGAGACACCUCCGACAGUGACUGAUGAGUUUGAUCAUAAAAAAAACAUUUAUCUGAGCAUGUCUGUUUACAAUCAUUGUCCUACCUAUUAAUUUGUCAUUGAUAAUAUUCAUUUAAUGAUGCAGCAUCAUAAUUUAAAGACUCCAUUCAUACAACAUAAUAUAUAUUUGGAGAACUGUUUUGUAUCAGGUAAAUAGAUGAGAAUACUUUAAAUAUUUUUUGUAAACCUGAAGGUUCACUCCUUGCUUAGGUUUAGUUGUAAAAUUUUAAUUGAAAUGCCGGUUUCUCCAUGCAGAAAAACCUUCAACAUUUUCCAAAUCCAAGGUAUGAAAAGGGCAAUGAUGACUUUCUCUCGUUUUUCAAAGGCAAGAAAGGGGAAACAAAUCAAAUAUGUUCAAACAAAUUUUUUAUAUGAAUUGAGGGAGAUUACUAGCAACAACAACAACAUCAAACUAUGAAGUUUCCAGUAUCUAUCACUCAGGUGACAUUAUAAAGGAGGUGACCUAGUUCUGUCAGCUGGACACUUGGCUGGAAUGUGUUUAAACGAUGACUGGUUACCUGUAACUCUACCAGUCGUGUACAAUGAUAAUCAUUCAAUGAUCAUGUAAAAUUUUAAUUGGGUAAUUAUCUAAUUUUAUACUGUAAAAGUGUGCCUCCCAAGUUGACAAUAAAUGAAAUGUUGAGAC